GUACACAACAGUCGCUUCACUAUGUGGAAAGAGGGUGAACUCUCCAGUGAGCCCUUCUCACGUUUUGUUGAAGGUGCUGACAUCAAGAAUCUUCGUCCAGCUCUAACAGGAAGAUCAACAGAUGUCUAUACUACCUUUGCCAGUGGUGCCGUGUCAUCCGGUGUUGGCAGGACGUCAAUUCAGUUCAGAAUGCAAAGAGAAUUUACCGAGGUCUCAUUCGCCGUUCGAAUUGUCCCGAGUCCUGAUUGGUUUGUGGGUCAGUCAUCCCUUGACCUUUGUAGCAGUGGAGAGUGGAUACACGACAUGACAUUGGACCUUUAUCCUUACGACGCAGGAACUGACCAAGGAUUCAUGUUCACCUCACCAGACUUCCCCGAAGUUACUCCUCAACCUAUCGUUGAAAUCACAUCCCGCGUACCAAGUCACCCUGCCAAUUCUUUCUAUUAUCCAAGGGUUGCACACCUGCCUCGUAUUGCACAUGUUACGUUGUCUCGAGUAAACAAUGCCCAACCGGCCUGGAUGAGACUAUUACAAAGUGAUCGUGGUGUAGCUGAUGAAGAGGAGGACGAGGUGCACAACGCUAUACCAAAGAACAAAAAUGGCUUCUUCGGUUUGAUAAAAGAUUCGAAGGCAACGACAACGAUAUCUGAUCAAGUACUGACGCCUCUAGAUUGUGAAGUGACGUCAUGGGGUGGGUGGAGCCACUGUGACGUCACGUGUCGAGUAGGUCUGAAGCGACGAUUUCGUCUAGUCCAACAGAAGCCCCUAAACCGUGGUGAGCCUUGUCCUGACUUGGUUGACGUCGUGAUAUGUGAUAAGACAUUGGCGAUGGUUAAACCUGAGAAAAAGAAGUGUGCCCAGAAACACAUCAGCAAGGAGAAAAAGCGAUACAUGAAGCAACAGCUCAGGAACUUCGACACUAAGGGAAAACGAAAAUACAUUGUCUAGUGAGCUGAUGAGUGCAUCUUCAACGAAAUAAUCAGUGAUUAAAUCUUGACUAUUGCUAAUCUACAAUACAUGUUUUAAUUAAGAUGCGGCACACACUAACACUAGUUCAACUCAAAGUGUCUCAUUCUCGCACCUUUAACUCAAUUCUUCGGGGUCCUACGCUGUAAGAACUUAUACGACGAACGGAAAAGAGGACGGUAGAUCAAUGCGCGCAUCCUCAUUUUUUAAACUAAAGAAACCAGUAUGUACAGACUAAUACUUCGUUCUUCCUACUGUCGUGUUUAUGAGGCUCCUUAUUAAUACCAUCGCCAUUAGUGCUAUAUAGAUAAUUGUUACUUCGGUUCAAUGAAAUGCCAUUUGUUAUGUCUAUUAAUUUAUAGAUUAAAAAAGAAUGGUACACUGUUCAGAAUAUUGGAUGAAAUACCUCAUAAUUUUUAGCUGUAUUCUAUACCUAACCAACUCUCGAAAAAUUAUUUGUUUAAUGUUGGGUAAACUUUUCAAUAGACCUAAGCAUUAACUGAGUGGUUGCUUGAGAUGACCAAUACCAUAUGGUUAGGUAUACAGACGUGAUUUGAAGUAGAUCUAAGACAACAUAUUUCCCCUAUACUCACACAAGAACAUUCCCUAAUCAAAACAGUUUGUCCAUAAUUUACAUAUAGCAUCACAUAUGGUUCCGAGCAAGCUAUAUAGUUUUAGUGUCAUCAUCCGGUGGUAUUGCAGUGAUUUGCUGUGGCUGUUUUGAUGGUUCAGCUUCCAAAACGUAUGAAACAAAAUUUACAAUUGGAUUGAUAUUUGUUUCAAAAUUAUGUAAUAUUUCUCAUUGCCAAUAUGGCAUUAUAGAAAGGUCGUCACUCGCCAUGUUCACUGAAGCGCAGCAAUAAUUUAUAAUGACAAGACCAUGAAAACAGAAGUGAUAUAGAUUAUUUUGCAAUAGAAGAAUUAUUCUGAGAAACCACUGAAACGUUUCUUUCCAAUCAUAUUGAGAUAUUUGCUAUAACACAGUUUCGUUCGGUUGAUAAAUGUUAUCACUGAUGUCUAUUGAACAGAACUCUUCUUGAAGGAGCAGGCUUUAUUGAAGAUAUGAUGGAGUUGGCUAGCUGUCUAGUAAUAUUGCUUAGAAGUUUGCGACCAUUGAGCAAAAAUUUAACCAAUCACGCACAUAAAAAAAACCCCAAACGUUGGGAUAUGUUACUAAUUUACCGAUUUUGAUCGUGUUAUUUACCCGGCGACCAGUGAGAAACUGGUAAACCUUCUGGCAAAGUUGUCAGGGGUGAUGGGAAGGGGAACCAAUAAUCGCAAUUUUUUCUGCGCUAUGGGUUGUCAUGAAGCCAACUUCAGGGUCAUCAUAUUCUCCCAUAUAACUUCGCAAGUCUGCAAGGAUAUAGCAUAUCCUUUCAAUAUCCUUAUAUAACAUUCCCAAUUUAAAAAAAUGAAACUAAAAUGAUGAGCAACAAGAGAGAAACACAUAAUAGGCAUACUGAUUGACCUUAGUGUUAAAAAUAUAUCUCCAAACAUGAGAAUGUACCAGCCAAAUAUCUUAUCGAUUGAGACUAAGUACUAAGUAUAAAUAGGAACGACAAAUUUAAGAAUGUCGUACCAUAAUCAUAAAAAAGUAAUAUGCUGAGUUUACAAUGUUAUGAAUAUGUGGGAUGAAUGUCAUACUUUAAUGAAAAAUGAUAAUUUAUAUAUUUUUAAUGACAGAGGGUACAAAGGUACUAAUACAAAAAAAUGUUAUCAAAGUUUUAUAUUGACUUCAUUUAUUUUUAUCUCUUUUAAUAUAAAUAAAUUUUUCCAACUCGUCAUUAGAUGGUGAAAUGUGUUAAACGUAAAUUGAUUAAUGGAAAUGUAACAACAUAUACUUGUAAAAUAUAAGAAAAGAGGGAAAAGACGGGCUUUUAAAGUCGCUAAAACCAAAGAUAUCAGUUUCAACUUUAUUUUUAAAUUCUCCUGUUUAAUGGUUAUUUAAUAUUCGUAAAAUUGAAAGAAUUAUUUAAUAUGAUGAUAUUCUAAGGCAAGGGAAUGCUUUUCCCUAUUGUAAGAAGCUGUAAAUAGGUAUGUAAGAUACAAAUGGAUUUAGAAGAGAAAUUAAUUUAUAUUGGUUGUAAAUCUUGUAUAGUGAUCGUUUGCGUGACGUAAUAGUGCACUUCAAAAGUGUCACCGCAAUGUGGUGUAAAUGUACGGAUGAAAUAAAACUUGACUUGAAGUAAA
Lytechinus pictus (painted urchin) is the source of this 3156-nucleotide messenger RNA. Its product is annotated as spondin-2-like. Gene Ontology annotation, cellular component: extracellular matrix. The transcript is spliced from 3 exons. The record is from RefSeq and is a predicted model, not a curated record. Gene Ontology annotation, biological process: cell adhesion. Lineage: Eukaryota; Metazoa; Echinodermata; Echinoidea; Temnopleuroida; Toxopneustidae. Bases 22 to 948 code for a protein of 308 amino acids.